AAAAUUAUAUCCACAUCAUUUGACGGAGGAUCCCAACAUUCAAGAGCUCGUUGGCGAAGAAGUUCUCCUAUCUCAUGGCUUUUAUCAAGAACUUGCCGUAGAUUUUCUUGUAGAUGAGGACGGUAGGCCUCUCGUGGACCUCCCGUUCGAGCUGGAUCCUACCAUCAUCAGCGAGGAAUUAAUCUGGAGGGACGACAAGACUCCUGCGCAUCCCUCUCGGCGGACCACCAUCUACUCUUCACCUGAUGUCUCCCCGGUUGCUCCUGCCCAGGAGCCAAUAAGGGCUGAU
Acaulospora colombiana is the source of this 289-nucleotide messenger RNA. The record is from the annotation of a GenBank genome assembly. NCBI's taxonomy places the organism in Eukaryota, Fungi, Glomeromycota, Glomeromycetes, Diversisporales, Acaulosporaceae.